AUGCCUCAGUGCCCAGAGAAUCCACAAUGCUUAUGUGAUCAACGCUUUCAGACCUGUAGUGAGAUCCAGGAUAUGGAAGUUGUACAGGUCUCCAAGGCUCUGGAAGAGACUGGUCUCUCCUCUCAUCCUCUGAUGCCUGACAAUUCAAAGGAGGCUUCUGAUGCUGGUGUACCCAGUACCACUGAGAGUCCUCAGAGUGUCUGCUCAUCUCCCAUUGCCAUCACAACCACUUCAUCAAAUAAAUUAAAUGAGGGCUCCAGUAGCCAAGAAGAGGAGGAUGCCACCUCGUGGGCUGGACCAGACCCCAAGAAUAUGCCCAUAGAUGCUCUAGAUAAGAAAGUGAAUUCAUUGGUCAAUUUUAUGCUAUUCAAGUAUCAAAUAAAAGAGCCAAUGACAAAGGCAGAUAUGAAGAUUGUCAUCAAAGAGCAUGAGGACCACUUCACUGAAACCUUCCUGAGAGCCUCUGAGCAUAUGGAGAUGGUCUUUGGCCUUGAUGUGAAGAGAGUGGAUACCACCAACCACUGCUAUGGCCUCUUCAUCAAAUUGGGCCUCACCUAUGAUGGGGUGAUGAAAGGUGAAGAGGGCAUGCCCAAGACCAGCAUCCUGAUACUUAUCCUGGGUGUGAUCUUCAUGAAGGGCAACAUUGCCACUGAAGAGGAAGUCUAGGAAGUUCUGAACUUGACGGGGAUAUUUUCUGGGAGGAAGCACAGCAUCUUUGGGGAGCCCAAGAAACUCAUGACCAAAGAGUUGGUGAAGGAAAAGUACCUGGAGUACCGGCAGGUGGCCAACAGUGAUUCUGUACAGUUUGAAUUCCUGUGGGGUCCGAGAGCCUACGCUGAAACCACCAAGAUGAAAGUCCUGGAGUUUCUGGCCAGGGUUCAUGGGACUGACCCAAGUUCUUUCCCAUCUCAGUAUGAGGAGGCUUUGCAAGAUGAAGAAGAAAGAAAGAGCCCAGGCCAGAAUUUCUGCAUGAUCUGUCUCUACUUCUGUGGCCACUGA
Messenger RNA from Nyctereutes procyonoides (raccoon dog), 999 nucleotides. RefSeq names its product MAGE family member B16 (gene MAGEB16). NCBI's taxonomy places the organism in Eukaryota, Metazoa, Chordata, Mammalia, Carnivora, Canidae. Gene Ontology annotation, biological process: negative regulation of transcription by RNA polymerase II. Gene Ontology annotation, cellular component: nucleus. The record is from RefSeq and is a predicted model, not a curated record. The transcript has a single exon.